AUGAAUUCAAACCGAGUUUUUUAUAGUAUUUUUAAUAGAUUCCGCUUUAGAACAACGAUUGAUGUGAAACCGGUUUCAUCAAGUUUUGAAAUGAUUUCACGAUACAAACUCUCUGCAUCAAAGGAAAAUGAUAUGUUUCCUCAAGAUAAAAAAGAAAAUUAUAGAUUAUUUCCAAAAAAAACAUAUUCUUGUUCGUUUUUGAUAAGAUUCAUUGUUUAUAUUGGGUCUCUUACUUUAUAUAUCUGGAAUAAAUUAAAAAAAAUAUUUUUCUGUCUAUUUUUAGUAAGAUUAAAAUUACUUAAGAAGCUACGUGACUGUUCGGCAUUACAAUCUUCAUUAAAUACCUUGGUUUAUUUAUUUUUUUUACCUUAUUUUUGGAUCAUAAACAGAAAAAGACUAACCAGACCAUCAUUUACUUCAGAUUCAUCUUGUGAAAAAUAUUGCGAUUUUAAACCAACAUGUGAACCUAUAGAUAUUCAAUUAUCAAUACAAUCACAAACUCAAAAACCAAAACGUUUUGUUUCUUUCUCCGAUAAGAAAUUAACAUCUAGACCAGCACGUUUUAUGUUAUACAAUAAUAAUACAGUUAACAAAGAUAAUAUUAAAUCGCCUACAUCUUCUUUAAUAACUUUGGAUAUGACUCAAUUAUCAAAUUUUCCAUGUCAAUCUAUACCUCGUCCUUUAUUUCCAAAAACAUUAAUACCGAAAACGCUUAUUUUGGAUCUUGAUGAAACGUUAAUUCAUUCUUUAGUAAAAGGAGGAAGGAUUACUUCUGGUCAUAUGGUAGAAGUGAUGCUAGGAAAACAUGCUAUUCUGUAUUAUGUACACAAACGUCCUUAUUGUGAUAGUUUUUUAAGAAAAGUUAGCAAAUGGUACAAUGUUGUUAUUUUUACAGCAUCAGUUCAAGAAUAUGCAGAUCCUGUUAUUGAUUGGUUAGAACAGGACCGGAAACUCUUUAAAGCACGGUUUUAUCGCCAACAUUGUACUUUUCGCAACGGAGCGUAUAUUAAAGAUUUAUCAAUUGUACAACCAGAUCUUUCCAAAGUCAUUAUUAUAGACAAUUCUCCUGUUAGUUAUUCUAUGCAUGAAAACAAUGCUAUUCCUAUUCAAGCUUGGAUCAGUGACCCUUCAGAUAAAAAUUUAUUGCAUCUCAUUCCUUUUUUGCACGGAUUACGAUAUGUACUUGAUGUGCGGACUCUUUUGGGAUUAAGAGCUGGCAUGUUUUCUCUCAAUUCAUAA
Messenger RNA from Pneumocystis jirovecii RU7, 1239 nucleotides. Its product is annotated as Nem1-Spo7 phosphatase catalytic subunit NEM1. Gene Ontology annotation, molecular function: protein serine/threonine phosphatase activity. NCBI's taxonomy places the organism in Eukaryota, Fungi, Ascomycota, Pneumocystomycetes, Pneumocystales, Pneumocystaceae. The transcript is spliced from 4 exons. The coding region runs from base 1 to 1239 and encodes 412 amino acids. The record is from RefSeq and is a predicted model, not a curated record.